ACGGCGGAUGCUAAAGGAGACAGGCGUCUUUUCUGAGCGCAUGUCAAAAUACUUGUGUAUACACAAAUGCAUAAUUUUACUCUGCGUAACUCUUGAACGAAACCUGCAGUGUGGUACCGGUAAAUCAUUCAGCAAGAUCUAACGUUUCAGCAUGGCCUCCAAAAAGAAGCGAAUGCCCAAUGAUCAAAACGAUAGCUGGGUUGUCGUUACAACAGACUCCGCCAUAGACGUACAGAGCAAGGACAAUGACCCAACUUUUGUGAGACUGAGGAAUCCCUCAACAGAUGCAGCCUCUCUGUACAUGCUGAGUUGUGGCGGUGAUGGCGUACUGCAGCUUUAUGAGGUCAAAGCAUUUGAAGAGGACUUUCGCUCCUGGUUUGUUGGCCAGGUAGUUCAGAGAGAUGGGAGACUUCUGUUCGUCACACCGAUGGAUCCUCUGUAUCUUAUUUUGCCUUAUUUGAUCAAAUCUGGAAAAGAAGGUAAGUUCCAGCCUGUGGAUCAAAUGGUGAUGGAUGAAGACUUUCCUGCAUGUACCAAGCUGCUGAGCUGCACGCGUUCUCUAGCUUUCAUGCAUCACAUUGCAGAUGAAAAAGAGGUGGGAAGCCUCAAGUUUCACCGAUACAGUCGGGAAAAAACGAUGAAUUGGUUAAAGAAAAAGGUGGAAAAAACAAUCCUGGCGUUAAAGAAGAGGAACGUCUCUGUGGGGGAGGGAGUUAAAUCCACCACAUACAUCCAACUCAAGACUGAGUCUGGCUCAAGUGACGAGAACUACCUUCGCUACGCCCACGGCCUCAUAUCAGAGUACCUCAGCAAAGACCUGAGCAAAGACCUCCUCCAUCACCUGCAGUUACCAGAGAUCACAAGUCCAAAGGAGACAGAGCCACCUUCAAAGAAACGUAAACUGUCAGACAAGCCGGUGGAGGCAGGAGAAGACUACACCAAAUUCAACAGUGAAGACUUUGUGCGGAAACCACCAAAAAAGAUGACGGCCGCACAGAAAAGUCUAGCAAAGGUGGACAAGACUGGAAUGAAGACGAUGUCAUCUUUCUUCAGCCCCAAAGUCAAAUCGGAAAAAAAAUGAUUGUCGGUUGCUCUCUUCAUGUUUUGUAAAUGACACUUUUGUAAUAAAGGAAAGAAAUGUUUACCGUCUUUACCUGCAUAGCUGAAGUCAGAGGUUUGUGCACUUCACCCUAUUGUGCACUUUGUUCACGUUUUGCAUAUACAUUGUAACUGCACUGCCAAUCAUCCAUUUUCUAUACUGCUUGUCUUUGCUAGUGUCAUGGAUAGGCUGGAGCCUAUCCCAGCUGUCUUUCGGUGAGAGGCGGGGUACACCCUGGGCUGGUCAGUAUAUGUGGCCAAUCACAGGCCACAUAUACUGUAGACCAGGGGUCACCAACGUGGUGCCCGCAGGCACCAGGUAGCCCCCCACGACCACAUGAGGUGCCCGCAAGCCUGCUUUUCAUUCAGGUUUUCAGUUAAUAAUGAAAGAACAGUAGAAAGAAAUGCAUUCUGAAAUACAAAAUGUGAGUUUUGGACACCAGCAUUUUGUUAAUGUUCUGGUAAAACAAGCAUAUUCGAUUUGUUUGGGUUUAAGAUAAGUUCU
Messenger RNA from Dunckerocampus dactyliophorus (ringed pipefish), 1603 nucleotides. RefSeq names its product ribonuclease H2, subunit B (gene rnaseh2b). Gene Ontology annotation, cellular component: ribonuclease H2 complex; nucleoplasm. Lineage: Eukaryota; Metazoa; Chordata; Actinopteri; Syngnathiformes; Syngnathidae. The coding region runs from base 152 to 1081 and encodes 309 amino acids. The record is from RefSeq and is a predicted model, not a curated record. The transcript is spliced from 11 exons. Gene Ontology annotation, biological process: RNA catabolic process; ribonucleotide metabolic process.